This is a messenger RNA of Centruroides sculpturatus (bark scorpion), 1185 nucleotides long. RefSeq lists its product as uncharacterized. The transcript is spliced from 2 exons. NCBI's taxonomy places the organism in Eukaryota, Metazoa, Arthropoda, Arachnida, Scorpiones, Buthidae. The coding region runs from base 381 to 860 and encodes 159 amino acids. The record is from RefSeq and is a predicted model, not a curated record.
GUAUGUUGCAGAGCUAGAUGUCUCGGAAAUAGGAUUUUUGUUUCAUUUUCUUAUUUUUACAUAUUAUUACUAAAAUAGUUGAUAGUGUUUGUUUCUUUAUUACAUUUUUAUUUAGUAUAACUCUACUGAAUUAAAUUGCAUGCUAUUAAGUUAAAAUAUACAAUUCAGAAAAUAUAUUGAAUAUUUAUUUUUUAAGGUGAGCCCUGAAUUGUAUUCCAGAAAAAGUUAUUGGCAUGCCUGUCAAGGGUUGUCCAUUCCUGCUAUAGAAUAAUAAUUUGAAUUUUUAAGCAAGCUAAUCAAUUUAAUAUUAGAAAAAUUAUCAUCAUUAACUUGAAUGAUAUUUUUGUAUUAUAUAUUUUAACAUAUAGUUAUCUAUAUUCAUGGAUACAUCCAUAACUAUGUAUUAUCUUAUAUUUCAGGUAUUUGCUGGUCAAAAAAAAUUUUUUCUUGGAUAUGUCCAAUUUGUAGAUAUGGAAAAAGAAAAUAUCAACAAAUUAUUAUAUAUUCUUAUACCUGUGAUAGUUGUUUUAAUAAUAGUAACAGGUUUAAUAGUUAAACUUAUUCAUAGAAAAUUAUCUCAGAAGGCUCUGCAUUCAGAUUUAAUAGUAUCAUAUACAAGUGAAUCAGAUUCUCGACAAGGUAGUUGCAGAAGACGACAAGAAGCAAAUGAUUAUCUAGAUAUGCGAGGAAGGAAUCAAUCAUCAUCAACUCCUGUCUCUCCAAACUCACCUUUAAGUUAUCAAGUUGAUGAUGAAACUGUACGUUUAUUACAUGCAGAAAACAUAUUUGUCAUAAGGGAUUAUUUGAGUUUGGGAAAUGUUAUUGGACAAGGUAAUCAUACUAAAAAUUAUAUUUUUUAAAUUAAAAUAAUUUAUUUUUAAGAAAUCAAAUUUAUAUUCGAGAAUUAAAUAUGUUUGAAUACAUCCAAUUAUGUUUAAACUCUUAUUGUCUGACUUAAGCAGAAAAUAAAUUUGUCAAUAAUUGUUUUUUUGUCUUUUAAAGCUUUGAAAUACAAAUAAAAAUAUAGUUUUAAAACAGAGAUAACAAUUGUGAUGAAAUGUGCAAAAUGAGUUACAAAGAUACAUUAUGAGAUUAAUAUCUUUAUUUCAUGUACAAUAAAUUGAUUCUUUGGAAUGCCAGCUCCUCUCAGUCCCAAUACACAAAUAUAUAACCUGAGCCAUACAA